CACAUGUUGGGUGUGUUGUGUUUGCAGCAGAUAUUUCAGCAGCUUUAAAACACGUGUGCUCGCUGUCACACCGCAGAUAGGAUGCGAUAAACAGCUCUCAGUCAACGACAAACACUUAAAGUCACCUUUUAAUUCAAGAAGACACUGAGGAAGAGGAGGAAGAGGAGGAAGAGGAGGAAGAACGACAGGCGACCCGGAGCGGCUGCAGGCGGCUACAGGUUCACUUCACCGGGGGACUGAAGGCUUUGAGGCUUUGAGGCUUGCCGUGCGUCACCAUGAGUUCCAAGGUGUGUAAGAACUGCGGCAGCACUGAAAUCGAUGUGGACGCGGCCCGCGGCGAUGCCGUCUGUAUGGGCUGCGGCUCCGUGCUGGAGGACAACAUCAUCGUGUCCGAGGUGGAGUUUGUGGAUUCGGGAGGCGGAUCGCUGGCCGUCGGACAGUUCAUCUCCUCGGAAGGAGCCGCCACCCCGUCUUUUGGAGACACACAUUUAGGCGUGGGCAGGGAGUCCAGAGCGCAGACGCUGUCGAGAGCCAAACACAACAUCAACACUCUGGGUCACCAACUGCAGAUGAACAAACACUGUCUGGACACGGCCUUCAACUUCUACAAGAUGGCGCUCAUGAAGCACCUGACCCGCGGCCGCAAGUCCUCCCACGUUGUCGCCGCCUGCCUCUACAUGGUCUGCCGCACUGAGGGAACACCACGUAUCCUUACUGUACUUUGUUGAUCUGAUCUCCUGCAGGUGAACGUCUACGUUCUGGGAAGAACCUUCCUCGUACUGGCCAGAGAACUGUGCAUCAACGCCCCGGCUAUAGACCCGUGCCUGUACAUUCCCCGUUUCGCCCAGAUGCUGGAAUUUGGGGAGAAGAACCACGAAGUCUCCAUGACGGCGAUGAGACUGGUGCAGAGGAUGAAGAGGGACUGGAUGCACACGGGACGAAGGCCGUCGGGACUCUGUGGAGCAGCUCUUCUUGUUGCCGCUCAUAUGUACGACUUUCGCCGCACCAUCAAAGAAAUCGUCAGCGUUGUGAAAGUGUGUGAAACCACACUAAGAAAAAGACUGGUAGAGUUUGAGGACACGCCCACCAGUCAGCUGACCAUCGAAGAGUUCAUGAAGGUGGACCUGGACCAAGAGUGUGACCCGCCCUGCUAUACAGAGGGACUGAGGAGGAACAAAGCCCACCAGCUUGAGGUCGAGCUGAAGAAAAAGAUGGAUGACGUUGAAGAUGAGAUCCAGAGCUACCAGGAUGAGAUAGACGCAGAGCUUCAGACCUGUAGACCCAAACUGAGAGGAGUUUACGCCGCCUACACCAAGGAAGACGGAGAAAAAGACAAUGAAGACGUCCUCUCCACGUCGUCUAAGAUGGAAGAUGAUGAGGAUGCAGAAGAGGAAGAUGAGCUUCAGGCCGUGGCCAAGCACUUUGGCAAAGACCUCGACGAGCUCACACUGGAGGCUCUGAUAAAACUUGAACAGAGGGGACCGGAGGAGGAAGAGGAGAACCAGGAGCUGGAGGAGGAUGGCGUCCCAAAGAGAAAAGCCCCGUCGCUGGCGUCCAUCCUGGGAACGAUGCCGACAGCGGCCACUCUCGGCCUCCCGGAGUCCAUCAGCGGCUGCAUCGGAGACGAGAAGGAGAACGAUGGUGCUGCUGACAGUGGGGAGCUGGACCUGAGUGGGAUCGAUGACAGUGAGAUAGAGCUGUAUCUGCUGAGUGACAAAGAAAUAAAAAUCAAGACGGCGCUGUGGAUGGCAGAAAACUCCGACUACCUCAAAGAGCAGAAAGAGAAGGAAGCGAAGAUAGCGAAGGAAAAGGAGCUUGGGAUCUACAAAGAAAAGAAGCCUAGAGGACCCAUCAAGAAGCGUCCCCCAAUCCGGGCCAACACUGCCGACGAGGCCAUCGAGAAGAUGCUGGAGCAGAAGAGGAUCUCCACCAAGAUCAACUACGACGUCCUGAAGGACCUCAACAUCAAGCCCGGCUCCAGCCCGGCCCGCAAGGUGGAGUCCCCGAAGAAAGAACCGACUGCCGCGAAACUGACCGGACGCAACCGCAAACCUGUUCGAGCUCCACUCAGCCUCAGCACGCCGCUCAGCACCCUGGGAAAAAGGUUGCAGCCGUUCAUCACCGGACAGCCCAGCAAGAAGCUCGCCGUAGAGCAGAUUGCCAACCCCCUGCCGGUGCCAGUGGGAGCCCCCGCCAGCGGAGUGGUGGUGGAGAGCGGGCCGGUCGUCUACGAUGAUGCAGCUGCUGACGAGGAGGAUGAGGAGGAAGAGGAGCCUUGUGUUAGUGCCAUGGACCUGUUGGGCGGCAACGAUUACGGCUGCGAUGGAGAAUAUGACGACGGGUUCUAGCAGUGCUCUUCCCUGCUUCAUGAUUACUGACUUGUGUGGACAAUUAUGAAACCUUAAGAGUAUCAGAUGUUUACUACCAGAGACACAAACUGACUGCAGCUACAGACGGGAGCUGUGGUGCCAAGAGGAAUGAUGGAUUCCCAUCAGGAAUAAAUGGGACGGGAUGUGUUGGAAAUAUCCCACUCCUUGUCCCAUUUGGCAUCCCAACUGGACUGAACUGGGAGGACUCGCUGCUUGGAUGCUGACAGAGACGGUGAAGUGGAAAUGAGGGAUAUUUAUGAGUGUGAUGUAGAUAAAACAGCAGAAUCAAAGGUAGGGAAUAUUGCAGUAAGCACUUGUGUGUUGGUUUGCAGGUCAGAAGACAUUUAGGAUCAAACUGGGCUGAAAUAGGUUCCAUAAAACAGCUGUUUGAGCUGCAUUUAUAGUCAGAAAUCACUUUUUAACUAAAUUUAGUCCAGUUUUAAGCUGCAAACCACCAAAUCAGUGUUUCCUGUUUCCUCAUCAGGGGAUAAAUACUGAAGAAAUGUGUCUUCAGGAAGAUUUUUGCGUCCUGAAAUGUUUCCACCGUGCUUUUGUCGAGGGUUUUGAAGGUAAUGUAGCAAAAAAAGAAAAGAAAAGCUGAACAAAAUGCUCAACGUAUUAUCCUUGAACUUGCACUGUGCAUUCAUGAUACUCAAGUACUUAACAGUAUGUGACUUCCUCGAGUGCUUCCCGAUAACUAAUAUAACACACUGCGACUCUUAACAAUGACAUACUUAAAAACAAGCAUCUAACAAUCAGGUAGCGUGAGAUCAAUCGUCAUUAUCAGUAUUUACACAAAGUAUUUUCCUGUCAUUUCUAGUUCAGUUGAGGUUGGUCUUUGGAUCAAUAUUCAUUAAUGCCUUAGGUGAUUAGUGGGCCGACACAUGCCGUCUGUCCUAAGCCAAAGUAUUACAAAGAGGUUGCCUUUGAACAAUGUGUGCCAAUGUUUGCUGAGACGUUAUUAAAUCCAAAAAUAGUUUGAUUUUAAUUCCAGAUUAAGUUCUUAUUAGGAAUCCGAUGGUGUGAGUGAUGGUUUGAUUAGUUUUUAUGUUGCUAUUAAUUUGGUUUGGGCUUUUCUUCUUAUUAAUUUUUUUUAAUGGAAUCGAUUCUCUGAUUAAUUUAUGAGUUUGUGUCAUUUGAUGUAUGUUAAAUAUUCUUCAUGACGUCCUGUCACAGGCCACAGAGGCGUUUAAAAGCCAGGAUGUAAAUACAUUUUCUGCAAUAUUAUAUUUUCCAAGUGAUUGAGGGGGCCCAGUUAGAGAAAAGAUCUAUUUUGUAUUUAAGCUUUUAUGAUUUUUGUGUUGAUUAGGAGGUGAAAUAGAUUGUGGCCUUUUCACUGUGUCCACACAACGGUAUAUAGCCAGGCGUCUAAGUUAACCUGGACUGCCUCUGAGUUGCUGCUACGAGUCAUGAUGUUAUACCUGCAUAUUGUUGUGUGCAUUUGCUGCUACAGUAAACAUUUCACUACAUGAGGAAAAAA
Messenger RNA from Morone saxatilis (striped sea-bass), 3849 nucleotides. Its product is annotated as transcription factor IIIB 90 kDa subunit-like. Lineage: Eukaryota; Metazoa; Chordata; Actinopteri; Moronidae. Gene Ontology annotation, molecular function: TBP-class protein binding; RNA polymerase III general transcription initiation factor activity; RNA polymerase III type 3 promoter sequence-specific DNA binding. Gene Ontology annotation, cellular component: nucleus; transcription preinitiation complex; transcription factor TFIIIB complex. The record is from RefSeq and is a predicted model, not a curated record. The transcript is spliced from 19 exons. Gene Ontology annotation, biological process: DNA-templated transcription initiation; transcription by RNA polymerase III; transcription preinitiation complex assembly.